Messenger RNA from Pseudomassariella vexata, 814 nucleotides. RefSeq lists its product as uncharacterized. The coding region runs from base 425 to 736 and encodes 103 amino acids. The transcript is spliced from 5 exons. Lineage: Eukaryota; Fungi; Ascomycota; Sordariomycetes; Amphisphaeriales; Pseudomassariaceae. The record is from RefSeq and is a predicted model, not a curated record. Gene Ontology annotation, molecular function: peptidyl-prolyl cis-trans isomerase activity.
AGAUGGAUCUCUGUUCCUUGUCUCGCGCAGAAACAGCCGUCCAUUGAGCUUCGAGGGAACUUUUCGAAAUGCGAAGUGGUGCCUUCCUUGGAUACUAGGGGUUCCACGUUGCGCCGCUGUUCCUUUUGUACCUUCCAUACAGCACGUCGGACUCGAGCUUAAAAAUCGAGGGCCCUCUCUACUUAUUCUAGAUAAUUUACUCUUAUACCAACUCCGUUUUUCUUCAUAGAAGUUCUUCCACAUCCCAUCUGGAAGCUCUACACUCUGCUCCACUCACCGCGCAAAGUUCGUCUCUCUCAAUCACGUCUACUACGCUAAACAUCCCCACCACACCACUACGUACUUACCCCGCCAAAAAACCGACCGAGGUCUAGCUUCUUCGUCUCUACCAAAACAUUGCGCAAAUUUCGUCAAAUCCACCACAAUGGGUGUCACCAAGCAAAUCAACCAAGAAGGCUCCGGCGCUCAGCCUGUCGCCGGCCAAACCGUCGUCAUCGAGUACACGGGCUACCUCAAGGAUGCCAAUGGCAACAAAGGUUCCAAGUUCGAUUCUUCUGUCGGCCGAGGCGACUUCGAGACCCAGAUUGGUGUUGGCAAGGUCAUCAAGGGUUGGGACGAGGGUGUCGUUCAAAUGAAGGUUGGCGAGAAGGCCACGUUGGACAUCUCCAGUGACUACGGCUAUGGAUCUCGAGGAUUCCCCGGCCACAUCCCCCCCAACUCUGAUCUGAUCUUGUAAGUUUUCGUGCCAAGUGCAACAGCAGAAUCCAGCCGCUAAUUACGUCGCCUUACAGCGACGUCCACCUCAAAAACAUCA